Suillus paluster is the source of this 1944-nucleotide messenger RNA. Its product is annotated as WD40 repeat-like protein. Gene Ontology annotation, molecular function: protein binding. The transcript has 8 exons. Bases 1 to 1944 code for a protein of 647 amino acids. The record is from RefSeq and is a predicted model, not a curated record. NCBI's taxonomy places the organism in Eukaryota, Fungi, Basidiomycota, Agaricomycetes, Boletales, Suillaceae.
AUGGCUCACAGCGACUCUGAAGGAGAAACUAUUGAUGACCUCGAAUUCGAGACAAGAACAACGGAUGCCGAUGCCGAGGAAGAGAACGAUAUCGACGAGGACCUGCUGGGCGCCUUGGAGAAUGGUGUAGAUGAAGCAACAGACGCAGAUGAGGACUCCCCUUCGGACGACUCAGAAGACGAGGAUGACGAGGAUGAGGAGUCAGAUCCUCUUGUUGAAGCUCAUCUAGAUGUAAUACCUCAAGUUCACCAGCGAUCACCAUCCCCUGCAAGUGUUCGAAAGAAGGCACUAGCGUUCCCAUCGUCUCACAGCGAACUACCCCCGCGAACUUUCACAGUGGAAGCAAUAUGCGCUAUACCCCACCCGGUCCCUACACAUGCCCUUGCUUCGUCCUUCUGCAUGACACACCUCCUUACCGGUUCGGAUGACGGAUUCAUUCGCGACUACGAUAUCUUCGCCGCGGUCAACGGGAAGACCACGCUAACGGCACCUCAGAGGCAUCACUGCAACGUCGUCGAGGGAAACAUGAAAGCCGGUCAAAUACGGUGUUGGUGGGAAAACUCUGAUUAUGUUCCUCAAUCGGUGUAUCCUCCGAUGGGUGAUUCUUCUCCAUGUCCCGUUUAUAGUCUGGCAAUGCAUUCAGAUGCAGUUUGGGCUCUAGGAGGAACUAACCGUGGUCACAUCAAUCUCUUUACAGUGCGACAUGAUCCGGGCCGCUUGGUUCAUGUCCUGGCGAACGGACACCGAGGACCUAUUUCAGCUCUUUCUAUUGAUCAUGAUGAGAAAGGCUUCUUCAGCGCGGGGUGGGAUGGUGAAGCAACCCAAUGGGAUUUGAACACAGGGCAAGUAAUCCGAAAGUUUACUGCCCACGGCGCGCAGCUUGUUGCUAUUGCUAUUCGACCACUCAGCUCCCCAUACUGUUCUGACCCUGUAUCAUCCGCGGGAAGCUAUGGUUCCUACCGAAGCUUGGUAUCACAAUCAACUAGGGAGAAUGAUAUUUCCAGGGGCGUCAACACGGAGCCACCGACUCUCGCUGACGCGCAAUUCCAGCAAGCAUCAAGCGUCUCUAUAGAUUCUCUUUCGAACCACAAAAUACAAGACGCAGAUGCUAAAUCUGAUGCUUCCUUUGAUCCCUUGUUUGACGGUGAACCAGAUGCCGAUGGCGAAUUCGAUAAUGAGAACCCACCUCCAAAUGAAUUCGGGGCAAUCCGUUCUCAGGCUCCACAAAGGGACGGGCUAUUUGCAGGCAAUAAGUCGAACCUGGCCGUCCCUGAUGUGGCACAUCACCCUGGGCAACAGCAGGCAGCACGGUCACCUCAAAACUCCGUUGCACCUCCGAAAAACGCUCCACCUUUGCUACAUGCUUCCAACAGUUCAACGUUUUCUCCUGAUAUUCUAAUGAUUGCCGCAAUCGAUGGACAGAUUAUGCUUUGGGACAAACGGGUCAAUACACCAGGAACGGGUGUCGGAAGACUCUGGAUGAGUGAAAAGACUCCACCGUGGUGUGUUUCUGCUUGUUGGUCCACGGACGGGUCGCACAUUUACGCUGGGCGCCGAAACGGAACGGUCGAUGUUUGGGAUGUCCGAUUGCUCGGUCGCUCUGCUCCAAAUUGUACACCGAGACUGCUGAAGAGUCUUCGAAAUCCACCGAGUUCGGGUGUUGUCUCGUGUGUGGUGCCGUUCCCUGAUGGCCGCCACAUCGCAUGUGCGUCGACAGAUAAUAUCCGUUUGUGGAAUGCUGCAGAUGCAGGUGAAGUCGAUGGAAGCAUGAAAUUGAGGGGUGGAGUCCAAUUCAAGAUCAUUCCAGGUCAUCACGGGGGCUAUGUUUCUCAGAUGCUUGUAGAUCCGGGUGCUCGUUUCCUUGUGAGUGCUAGCAGUAACCGUGGGUGGCAUGGGGAUUCUACUCGUACCGUAUUUGUGCAUGACAUCAAGCCAAUACGAUAA